AUGAGACCUUUGCAUCUACGUCUACACGAGAGACCAAUCACUCACAUUCAGUUCAAUCGCGAGGGCGAUCUGCUGUUUGUCGCCGCCAAGGAUAAGCUGGCGUCAGUCUGGUACACUGCCAAUGGUGAGCGUAUCGGAACCUACGCACAUAAUGGUGUCGUCUACGGUUUGGACGUCUGUCAGAACACAAAGUACCUGAUCACCGCUUCGGCCGACGCCAAGAUGGUGCUCUGGGAUGUCAAGAGCGGCAAGCAACUCGAGUCAGUCUCAUUCGAGGUUGCUGCCCGUUGGGUCGAGUUCUCCCAAGGAGACAGACAGAUCCUGCUCGUCACCGACAAGGUCAUGGGUAUGGAGGCCACCAUCCACGUCUUCAACUUUGAGCCAGAGAAUGUUCGUAAAUUAUCCAAGGUAUACCAGUUGCCAUCGCCACAAUGCAAGAUCCUGCAAGCCACUUGGUCUCCAAUGAACAAACAGAUUCUGGCCGCCUGUGAGGACGGAGCCGUGCGCAUCUACGACACUGAGAAGAGAGAGUUGGUUCACACGAUCCUCGAUCACAACAAGCCCGUACAGAAGAUCGUCUGGGUCAAGCACAGAAUCCUGUUCAUGACCUGCUCAAAGGACGGCACGGCCCGCCUCUACGAUGCCAAGACAUACCAACACCUCAAGACAUACGACACUGGUCGUCCAGUCAACGCCGGCGCCAUCUCCCCCCUGAAGCCACAUCUCAUCCUUGGUGGAGGUCAGUCUGCCGAGUCUGUAACCACUUCAAAGGUGGACUCCUCCCAGUUCAAGGUCAGGUUCUACCAUAUUGCCUUUGGUGAUGAGAUUGGAGGACUCGUUGGUCACAUUGGUCCAGUCCACACGAUUGAUUUCACAGCCAAUGGAAAGACGUUUGCCACUGGAGGAGAAGAGGGACUUGUUAUUGUUAAUCAUUUAGACCCAUCCUAUUUUGAAUUCGACCCAGACAUGGAGUUCUCUCCAAAGCAAUCAAAUGGUGUCAAUGCU
Molecule: messenger RNA, 1005 nt
Organism: Acytostelium subglobosum LB1
Lineage: Eukaryota; Evosea; Eumycetozoa; Acytosteliales; Acytosteliaceae
Exons: 4
Biological process (GO): cytoplasmic translational initiation
Cellular component (GO): eukaryotic translation initiation factor 3 complex, eIF3m; cytoplasm
Molecular function (GO): RNA binding; translation initiation factor activity; protein binding
Source: RefSeq, a predicted model, not a curated record